AUGAAGAGUCUUCUGUGGAUUUUAUUGCUGCUAGGUGUUGCAAGUGCAUCACCUGGUGAUCUUCUAGAUAUUUUUGAUGAGUGUAAAGAUGCGUGUGAAUAUAUCAGAGUGUGUCGUAAUUCUGAUAUUGAUCUAUUGAACACUGGAAUUAACCGGUUCAAUAGUGUUCCUUUUGCCAAGACGCCAGUUUUGCUUAGACAUUUUCUGGCAUGGGAUUGUGUUUCUGAUUGCGAUUACCAAUGCCAACAAAUCGUAACGCACAUGAGAAUGGAAAAAGGUGAUCCUUUCUUGCAAUUCCAUGGUAAAUGGCCCUUUAAGAGAUUGUUUGGUGUCCAAGAGUUUUUUUCCGCAUUGUUUAGUAUUGGUAAUUUUAUACCCCAUUACAGAGGUUAUAAAAUGUUGCAAGCAUUGUUACACAAGGCUCAAAAAGGUGGUAAUGCGGGACAAUCGGUACUUUUACAAAAUUAUGUCUAUGUUAGCAUUGCAGGUAUGCUUGCGUGGACAGCGAGUACAACCUUCCACUUAAGAGACCGCCCACUGACUGAGAAAAUGGAUUACUUUUGGGCUGGUGGUACCGUCAUAUCGUCAUUCCACGCAAUUGCUACCCGAGUUUUUAGAUUGGACAAGAGACCUCAAUUGGCAAAAAUCUUUACAUGGAUUAUUGGAGCCAUUUUCUCUCUCCAUGUGCUAAGACUAGCAAUUGAAUGGUCCUAUACCUACAACAUGAGGUUUAACGUUGCAUUUGGUAUCCUACAGUACAUUAUGGUAUUUGCCCUUUCUUUCCAAAACUACCGUUCUUUACAAGAGAGGAAGAAAGCACAUAACAUGCCGGUAAAAUUAUAUACGAAGCGUAUUUAUGCGCUUUGUCUACAGCCCAUUCUACUGGUGGUCAUCACGUCGUUGGCAAUGUCCCUCGAAUUAUUUGAUUUCUUCAGCUACGCAUACCAAGUAGAUGCCCAUGCUAUCUGGCACUUGUCAACUAUCUGGCCAUCGUGGGCCCUUUAUGAUUUCCUACUUGCGGAUUUCAACUACAUUACAAGAGGUACACUGGACUAA
This is a messenger RNA of Zygosaccharomyces rouxii, 1056 nucleotides long. It is a transcript of the gene PER1, whose product is annotated as Per1p. Bases 1 to 1056 code for a protein of 351 amino acids. Lineage: Eukaryota; Fungi; Ascomycota; Saccharomycetes; Saccharomycetales; Saccharomycetaceae. Gene Ontology annotation, molecular function: hydrolase activity, acting on ester bonds. The record is from RefSeq and is a predicted model, not a curated record. Gene Ontology annotation, biological process: GPI anchor biosynthetic process. The transcript has a single exon. Gene Ontology annotation, cellular component: endoplasmic reticulum membrane.